AUGAUCGAGUCACUAAUUAGCAUAGCCUUCUGUCUCUCCAGCGUGCUCACGGUGUUGAUCCUUCUACUUCCUUCGCAAUAUGAACCACAGCAACCAGCGUCUUCAGGCGCCAAUAGGACCACAAAACCGACUGUUCAAAUACUCGUUCUUGGGGAUAUCGGUCGCAGUCCACAAUCUGAUCCCCAUCCUGAUAUUACCUCCAACCCCAAUAUUACCAUUGUACCACUUCGCCCACACCCAGCCAUGCUACAAACUAGUAACAAAUUUCUGUUCACAAUCUACGGGCCAUUGAAAGUACUUUUCCAAGUGUUUUGUCUAUGGCAAUGUCUUGCAUACACUACAAAACCGGCUAAGUGGCUUUUAGUUCAGAACCCACCAUCCAUUCCUACACUCGCAAUCGCUUCCAUCACCUGCUUCCUGCGCCAAACAAAGCUUGUCAUUGACUGGCACAAUUUCGGAUACUCCAUACUCGCUCUAAAACUUGGCCAAAACCACCCAUUGGUGAAACUAUCGACCUGGUAUGAGAAAGUCUUCUGCAAAUCUGCCUCGGCCCAUCUAUGUGUGACAGAUGCUAUGAAGUAUUUCCUCAAGAAGGAAUUUGAGUUACAACACCCCAUUUUGCCUUUACAUGACCGCCCUGCAAGCCACUUCAGUCCCAUACUUGACUCAAGUGUACGGACCGAGUUCCUUGCAAAUUUACCGGAAACCAGGGAAGUUCGCUCCUUUCUAAAUGCAGGAACUCUCCGUGUUCUUGUCAGUUCUACUUCCUGGACUGCGGAUGAAGAUUUCUCCGUCCUCAUAGAUGCUCUUCUCAGGUACUCUGAACUGGCCACUACGACUCAACCUCAUCUCCCUGAGGUCUUGGCCAUUAUUACAGGCAAGGGUCCACAGAAAGAUAUGUAUUUGGAACAAAUUGCCUUAUUAGAGAAAUCUGGCAAACUUCAAAAGGUCACUAUUCGAACUGCAUGGCUGAGCGUGCCGGACUAUGCAAAGUUGCUGGCGUCUGCGUCUUUGGGUGUCAGUUUACAUACCAGCAGCAGUGGAGUGGAUCUCCCAAUGAAGGUCGUAGAUAUGUUUGGCGCUGGUCUUCCGGUCGUCGGGUGGGACCGUUUCAAGGCGUGGCCUGAAUUGGUGACGGAGGGUGUCAAUGGACUUGGCUUUGGUAGCUCUGAAGAGUUGGCCGAGCAUUUGAUCGAAUUGUUCGGAAACAGCAGCAGGCUGGAGACUCUUCGUCAAGGCGCACAGAAAGAAAGUUCUCGAUGUUGGGACGAUGAAUGGGAUCCCAUUGCGGCUCCUCUUCUUGGUUUAACGUAG
Molecule: messenger RNA, 1314 nt
Organism: Penicillium antarcticum
Lineage: Eukaryota; Fungi; Ascomycota; Eurotiomycetes; Eurotiales; Aspergillaceae
Product: chitobiosyldiphosphodolichol beta-1,4 mannosyltransferase
Exons: 3
Coding region: 1-1314 (437 amino acids)
Cellular component (GO): endoplasmic reticulum
Molecular function (GO): mannosyltransferase activity
Source: RefSeq, a predicted model, not a curated record